Molecule: messenger RNA, 1449 nt
Organism: Lepus europaeus (European hare)
Lineage: Eukaryota; Metazoa; Chordata; Mammalia; Lagomorpha; Leporidae
Gene: MAPK8
Product: mitogen-activated protein kinase 8
Exons: 12
Coding region: 139-1422 (427 amino acids)
Biological process (GO): protein phosphorylation; JNK cascade
Cellular component (GO): nucleus; cytoplasm
Molecular function (GO): JUN kinase activity; ATP binding
Source: RefSeq, a predicted model, not a curated record
AGCUGCGCUGGGUAACGGCCGCGGCGACCGCCCGGACGGCGCCCGUGCCCGCCGGCGGGCUUCCCCGUCGCUGUUCGCUGCGCUGCCGGCUUCUUGGUGGAUAUUUGGAUGAAGCCAUUAAAUUAAUUGCUUGCCAUCAUGAGCAGAAGCAAGCGUGACAACAAUUUUUAUAGUGUAGAGAUCGGAGAUUCUACAUUCACGGUCCUGAAGCGAUAUCAGAAUUUAAAACCUAUAGGUUCUGGAGCUCAAGGAAUAGUCUGUGCAGCUUAUGAUGCCAUUCUUGAAAGAAAUGUUGCCAUCAAGAAGCUAAGCCGGCCGUUUCAGAAUCAAACUCAUGCUAAGAGGGCCUACAGAGAGCUGGUUCUUAUGAAAUGUGUUAAUCACAAAAAUAUAAUUGGCCUUUUGAAUGUUUUUACACCACAGAAAUCUCUAGAAGAAUUUCAAGAUGUUUACAUAGUCAUGGAGCUCAUGGAUGCGAAUCUUUGCCAAGUGAUUCAGAUGGAACUAGAUCAUGAAAGAAUGUCCUACCUUCUCUAUCAGAUGCUGUGUGGAAUCAAGCACCUUCACUCCGCUGGAAUUAUUCAUCGGGACUUAAAGCCCAGUAAUAUAGUAGUAAAAUCAGACUGCACUUUGAAAAUCCUUGACUUUGGACUGGCCAGGACUGCAGGAACAAGCUUUAUGAUGACGCCUUAUGUGGUGACUCGCUACUACAGAGCGCCUGAGGUCAUCCUGGGCAUGGGCUACAAGGAGAACGUUGACAUUUGGUCAGUUGGGUGCAUCAUGGGAGAAAUGAUCAAAGGUGGUGUUUUGUUCCCAGGUACAGAUCAUAUUGAUCAGUGGAAUAAAGUUAUUGAACAGCUGGGAACACCAUGUCCUGAGUUCAUGAAGAAGCUGCAGCCAACAGUAAGGACUUACGUGGAAAACAGACCUAAGUAUGCCGGAUAUAGCUUUGAGAGGCUCUUCCCCGAUGUGCUUUUCCCAGCUGACUCGGAACACAACAAGCUUAAAGCCAGUCAGGCAAGGGAUUUGCUCUCUAAAAUGCUGGUGAUAGACGCAUCUAAGAGGAUCUCUGUAGACGAAGCUCUCCAGCACCCGUAUAUCAAUGUCUGGUACGAUCCCUCUGAAGCAGAAGCUCCACCACCAAAGAUACCUGACAAACAGUUAGACGAAAGGGAACACACGAUAGAAGAAUGGAAAGAAUUGAUAUACAAGGAAGUGAUGGAUUUGGAAGAAAGAACCAAGAAUGGAGUUAUACGAGGGCAGCCCUCUCCUUUAGGUGCAGCAGUGACCAGUGGCUCUCAGCAUCCAUCGUCAUCGUCGUCUGUCAAUGAUGUGUCUUCAAUGUCAACAGACCCGACUUUGGCCUCGGAUACAGACAGCAGUCUGGAAGCCCCAGCUGGGCCUCUGGGCUGCUGUAGAUGACUACUUGGGCCUUGGGGGGUGGGAGGG